AUGUGCAAAUGUAGUUUGUCGCCAUUGUAUGAACUCCGGGAGGAUCGUAAACGCGAAGUCGCCCGCACAAUUGGCCACCUGGAGGGUUUGAAGCGUGAGUUGCUAGAAGAAAUCGGUAAGCACUUCUCCACUGUGAAACAACUGGUGACAUCCGAAGGGAGAAAAGCCGAUGGAAGGAUGAGUCAACGAUCUACCUCGGUGCACUUGUCUCCUGUGAGUGCGGAUGACAUCUUUCGUCCGCCCGAUUUUGUCACCAAGACUGGUGCAACCCAAACGGUUGCUAGGCCAGAAGAGGUUGGAACACCACAGCAGUCUGCCCAAGCGUAUUCACUCUCAUACGGAAGAGAAACACAACAUAUUUAUGAUGAAAUAAAGCAGUUGGCCUUGAUCAACACGGCUUACGGUGGGGUUCCUGCAAAUCUGCCAGCUGAACAUGCUCUACAUUCGGACAAUUUGGAUCAGUUUAGGGAAGACAUUUUGCGUGGUGUGCGCAAUGAAAUUCGACAACUGUUGCGACCGACAGGGUCUGCCAUUUAUGACACACAAACUGCCCCGGUUAUUGUCCGAAGCUCAGAAUGUGUUACUUGCUCAAGUACAACAGUGUGCCAAUCCGCUUCAACCAGUCGCACAACUCCGAUGGUCACCGUUAUAGCGCCUGUGAAGCAUUUCGGGUCAUCUUCGGCUACCACUACUCGGACAAGUCAACCACCAAGGCCGCUUCUCAGACAGGCCCGCCGGUCCAUUAGCCCUGCGGAACCGGUGGAGCAGCAAACACAGGUUACGCACAGACGAAGCGAGCAAAACACAUCUAGAACAACGGCGACAUGCGACGCACAACAUGCAUCGGAAAGCGGUGAUGCUGGUGGGGACCUUUUGUCCCCUAGGUGACAGCGAACCUAUUCCAUGAAUUUCCACAGCAGGUAACAUGUGUCUUUCUUCCACAUCAUGCACCUAACUUUACUAUUCAUCAUGAGACAAGAUAUCUUACUUCCACAGUUAUCACAUAUUACAGAAACAUCACUGCGCAUUGCCACACUACUGAAGAUACACCCAGGUAUAUA
Dicrocoelium dendriticum is the source of this 1061-nucleotide messenger RNA. NCBI's taxonomy places the organism in Eukaryota, Metazoa, Platyhelminthes, Trematoda, Plagiorchiida, Dicrocoeliidae. The record is from the annotation of a GenBank genome assembly.